GAAAGUUUGUAGUCUACAUGUUAUGUCUCAGUUCAAAUUUCAUUUUCUUGUACUAGAAAUUACUUGUAAAAUAAAACCACGAUGUCCAGGGGGUCGAGCGCGGGUUUCGAUCGACACAUAACCAUCUUCUCCCCAGAGGGUAGACUCUACCAAGUAGAAUAUGCAUUCAAGGCUAUAAACCAAGGUGGCCUCACCUCGGUAGCUGUCCGGGGCAAAGACUGUGCAGUCGUCGUCACACAGAAAAAAGUACCGGAUAAGUUACUGGAUGCUUCCACUGUAACUCACCUGUUCAGAAUAACAGAAAAUAUUGGGUGUGUGAUGUCUGGGAUGACAGCUGACAGCAGGUCCCAGGUGCAGAGAGCGCGCUAUGAGGCUGCUAACUGGAUGUAUAAGUAUGGAUAUGAAAUCCCAGUGGACAUGCUCUGUAAGAGAAUUGCUGACAUAUCUCAGGUAUACACACAGAACGCUGAGAUGAGACCUCUCGGCUGUUGUAUGAUACUGAUAGGCAUAGAUGAAGAGUAUGGUCCUCAGGUAUACAAAUGUGACCCAGCUGGCUACUACUGUGGCUUCAAGGCCACCGCUGCGGGGGUUAAGCAGACAGAGGCCACCAGCUUCCUGGAGAAAAAGGUGAAGAAGAAACUAGACUGGACCUUUGAACAAAUAGUAGAGACAGCAAUAGCAUGUCUGACCACGGUGCUCUCCAUUGACUUCAAGCCCUCAGAGCUGGAGAUUGGCGUCAUCACAACAGUGGAGCCCAAGUUCAGGAUUCUUUCAGAGGCAGAGAUUGAUGCUCACUUGGUGUCUCUGGCAGAGAGGGACUGAGCUGACCAGUGGUGUUGGCGCAGUUUCAGACCAGAGAGGCGUCCCCCAAAAGCACUACUUCAGAUAUUAGAAUGCAAGUCAAGAAUCAAGUGACAGUUGUUUGUUGUUUAUUUGCCAUGUUCCAUUA
Messenger RNA from Megalops cyprinoides (Indo-Pacific tarpon), 949 nucleotides. RefSeq names its product proteasome 20S subunit alpha 6a (gene psma6a). Lineage: Eukaryota; Metazoa; Chordata; Actinopteri; Elopiformes; Megalopidae. The record is from RefSeq and is a predicted model, not a curated record. The coding region runs from base 82 to 822 and encodes 246 amino acids. Gene Ontology annotation, cellular component: cytosol; proteasome core complex, alpha-subunit complex; proteasome core complex. Gene Ontology annotation, biological process: ubiquitin-dependent protein catabolic process. The transcript is spliced from 7 exons.